Rhinichthys klamathensis goyatoka is the source of this 786-nucleotide messenger RNA. RefSeq names its product tumor necrosis factor receptor superfamily member 14. The transcript has 7 exons. Gene Ontology annotation, molecular function: protein binding. NCBI's taxonomy places the organism in Eukaryota, Metazoa, Chordata, Actinopteri, Cypriniformes, Leuciscidae. Gene Ontology annotation, cellular component: external side of plasma membrane. Bases 1 to 786 code for a protein of 261 amino acids. The record is from RefSeq and is a predicted model, not a curated record. Gene Ontology annotation, biological process: positive regulation of T cell migration; positive regulation of cytokine production involved in immune response; defense response to Gram-negative bacterium.
AUGACAACGACGUUUGUGAAUGCCAUUUUUCUUUACGUUCUCUGUACACUUCUCGAGUUUGGAAAAGCUUGUGGCCCGAGUGAAUAUAAAUCAGCUGCUGGAGAGUGUUGUCCAAUGUGCAAUAUUGGAUCAGUAGUUCGCAGUGACUGUAGUGGGGAUUUGAGCACCACAUGUCUACCUUGCGCUCCAGGAACAUUCAUAAGUGAACCUAAUGGGCUUCAUAAAUGCUUCACAUGCAGAAACUGUGCUGAAAUUCAAGGUAUUUACAUCCAGAGUAAAUGCACUACAAUAAAAAACACUGUCUGUGAUGUGCUUGAUGGAUAUCACUGCAUUGAGUACUCCAAUUCACACUGCCAUCAUGCUCUAAAACACAGUGUUUGUGAACCAGGACAAGAAACAAAAACACCAGGAACAAAGAAUUCAGACACAGUAUGUGUGAACUGCACAGCCGGGUUUUAUUCUCCAUCAGGUUUGAAAUGCACCAAGUGGACAGAUUGUACAGCUAGGAAUGAAAUACAGACAGAAAAUGGCAGCUCUGUAAAAGAUGUCACAUGUUAUACACCAAGACGGGGAAGAUAUGGUCUCAUAUUUGCAGUAGUUUUAACAACAUCGAUUUACAUAAUUCUACACCUGGUGCCGCAGAUCAAAACGAUACACUUAUCAUGGGAGUGUGACAGCAUUGGAGCCUUAUCUGUGUGCUGUGACCUUGACGUGGUGGAGAAGCUUGAGCACCUCCAGGAACUUAUCCCAGUGGAAGUAAACAUGCAUGAACAGCAAUAUCAUUAA